This is a messenger RNA of Panicum virgatum (switchgrass), 2816 nucleotides long. RefSeq names its product serine carboxypeptidase-like 26. NCBI's taxonomy places the organism in Eukaryota, Viridiplantae, Streptophyta, Magnoliopsida, Poales, Poaceae. Bases 133 to 2661 code for a protein of 842 amino acids. The record is from RefSeq and is a predicted model, not a curated record. Gene Ontology annotation, cellular component: vacuole. Gene Ontology annotation, molecular function: serine-type carboxypeptidase activity. The transcript is spliced from 19 exons. Gene Ontology annotation, biological process: proteolysis.
CCCCCUGAACAUGAAGGCCUCAACUCUACUACCCAGCUACAGUUGCGCAUUCCCAGGCGCUGAGGCGCCCAAACCAUCUCCUCUCCUCCCACCACCCAACAGGGCGUCACCCGUGAGCGUGAGGCCGUGACGAUGGCAGCUGCAGGUCUGCUCUGCCUCUGCCUCGUCUCCGCUCUAGCCUUCUCUUCGUGCUCGUUGUCGCUGGCUAGCAACCAGCGGGACGCCGACAGGGUGGCGCGCCUCCCCGGCCAGCCGGAGAGCCCGAGCGUGUCGCAGUUUGCCGGCUACGUCACGGUGAACGAGCGGCACGGGAGGGCGCUCUUCUACUGGUUCUUCGAGGCGCAGACGACGCCGGAGGAGAAGCCGCUCCUCCUCUGGCUCAACGGAGGACCUGGCUGCUCGUCAAUUGGCUAUGGAGCUGCAUCGGAGCUGGGGCCUCUCAGAGUUGACAGUCAAGGAGCAGAGCUGAAGUUCAAUGAAUAUGGAUGGAAUAAAGAGGCUAACCUGCUGUUCUUGGAGUCUCCUGUCGGGGUUGGCUUCUCCUACACCAACAAAUCCUCUGACCUUGACAAUCUUAAUGAUGUCUUUGUAGCUGAAGAUUCUUAUAGCUUCCUAGUGAACUGGCUACAGCAAUUUCCGGAGUACAAGGACAGAGAGUUCUACAUCGCUGGGGAGAGCUAUGCAGGUCAUUAUGUGCCACAACUUGCUGAACUUGUUUAUGAAAGGAACAAGGACAAGAAGGAAAAAUCAUACAUCAACCUCAAGGGGUUCAUUGUCGGCAACCCUAUCACUAAUGAUUACCAUGACUCGAAAGGGCUCGCUGAGUAUGCCUGGAGCCACGCAGUUGUACCAGAUGAAGUAUACAGCCGCAUAAAAAAGUACUGUGACUUCAAGAACUCCAAUUGGUCUGAUGAUUGCAGUACCGCCAUGGACGUCAUCUAUAGCCAGUACCGAGAGAUCGACAAAUACAACAUCUAUGCCCCCAAGUGCCUUCUAAAUCAGACUUCUGCAUCUUCCACAACUCGAGCAUUCUUCGAGAAUGAUCAUUUCAGGAGAAGGAUACGAAUGUUCUCUGGCUAUGAUCCAUGCUAUUCAUCCUACGCCGAGAAUUACUUCAACAAGGGGGAAGUGCAGAGAGCAUUCCAUGCAAAUGUCAGUGGGUUGCUUUCAGGGAAAUGGCAAGUCUGCAGUGACCCUAUCCUGAAUUCCUACAAUUUCUCGGUAUUUUCGGUCCUACCAAUAUAUUCGAAGCUCAUCAAAGCAGGGCACAGAGUUUGGCUCUACAGUGGUGACGCAGAUGUUAGGGUUCCUGUCAUUGGCUCCCGGUACUGUGUGGAAGCACUCGACCUGCCGAUCAAGACCCAGUGGCAACCCUGGUACCUUGAUAAACAGGUUGCCGGGAGGUUCGUGGAGUACCACGGCAUGAGCAUGGUGACGGUCAGGGGUGCAGGCCACCUGGUGCCCCUCAACAAGCCUGCCGAAGGGCUGACGCUGAUCAACGCAUUCCUUCGCGGACCCGGUUGCUUCUCGAUUGGCUAUGGAGCUGCAUCUGAGCUGGGGCCUCUCAGAAUUACCAGACAAGGAGCAGCCCUGAAGUUCAAUGAAUACGCCUGGAACAAAGAGGCUAACCUACUAUUCUUGGAGUCUCCUGUUGGGGCUGGCUUCUCCUACACCAACACAUCCUCUGACCUUGACAAACUGAAUGAUGACUUUGUAGCUGAAGACGCUUAUAGCUUCAUAGUGAACUGGCUACAGCGAUUUCCGGAGUACAAGGACAGAGAGUUCUACAUUGCAGGAGAGAGCUAUGCAGGUCAUUAUGUGCCACAACUUGUUGAUCUUGUUUCUGAGAGGAACAAGGAGAAGAAGGGCAAAACAUAUAUCAACAUCAAGGGGUUCAUUGUUGGCAAUCCUGUCACUGACGAUUACUAUGAUUCGAAAGGUCUAGCUGAGUAUGCCUGGAGCCACGCAGUUGUGUCGGAUGAAGUAUACAGCCGCAUUAAGAAGCACUGUGACUUUAAAAUUUCUAAUUGGUCUGAUGAUUGCAACGCCGCCAUGGACAUUGUGUAUGGUCAGUACCAAGAGAUCGACAUGUACAACAUAUAUGCCCCCAAAUGCCUUCUAAAUCAGAGUUCAGCAUCAUCUGCAAACCGUGCAUUCUUCGUGAAUGAUCAGUUCAGGGGAAGGAUACGGAUGCUCUCUGGCUAUGAUCCCUGUUACUCAUCCUAUCCUGAGGUCUACUUCAACAAGCAGGAAGUGCAGAAAGCAUUUCAUGCGAAUUUCAGUGGAUUGCUUCCGGGGAAAUGGCAUGCCUGCAGUGAUCUCAUCCAGAACUCCUACAACUUUUCGGUAUUCUCGGUCCUACCCAUAUACUCUAAGCUCAUCAAAGCAGGACUGAGAGUGUGGCUCUACAGAUGGUUGGGUCCCAGUGAUCGGCUCCCGGUACUGCGUAGAAGCACUUGGCCUGCCGAUCAAGACCCAGUGGCAACCCUGGUACCUCGACAAACAGGUUGCUGGGAGCCUGGGAGGUUUGUGGAGUACCAUGGCUUGAGCAUGGUGACGGUCCGGGGCGCAGGCCACCUGGUGCCCCUCAACAAGCCUGCUGAAGCGCUGACGCUGAUCAACGCGUUCCUCCGUGGUGAACAGCUUCCAACACACCGUUGAUGGACUUGCAACUUGGACUCUUGCAUUGGCUCAACAAGUUAGCGUAUCUGCUAGAAGUUUGAAUUUGGGACUUGUUUAUCAUUGUUGGCCGAUACUUGGUGUACAAAGUUUGAUAUUUUUUUGGAAUAAUAGGUCGUGCCAUAGCCCACAGAUGG